CCACCAGACCACAACCACCUGUCCACCCGACCCGCCUCCCUCCACCCGCCCACCGCGCGCAGCCGCGCACGGCAGUGGCACUGGCAGCAGUCUCACCUUUCCCUAGGACAAGGAGGGAGCGCUAAAACCCUAGAGGGGGGUUUUCCACUUUGCUCGCGAUGCGGACCGCUGAAGAGAAGGGCAAGAGGGCGAGGACGGACGGCGCCGAGGAGGACGGGGGACAGCCCAUCGACCGCGCUCUCCUCCUCUCCAUCGAGAAGCUCCAGGAGAUCCAGGACCAGAUCGAGAAGGUUAAUGAGGAAGCAAGCAAUAAAGUAUUGGAGGUGGAACAGAAGUACAAUGAAAUUCGCAGACCAGUUUAUGUUCGCCGCAAUGAAAUGAUCCAGAAGAUUCCAGACUUCUGGCUGACAGCGUUCCUUAGCCAUCCUAUGCUUAGCGAUCUUCUAACUGAGGAUGAUCAACAGAUUUUUAAACACUUGGAGUCUAUGUUUGUGGAUGAGUCUGAGGAUAUUAAAUCGGGCUGCUCUAUUACUCUGAGCUUUUCUCCCAAUCCAUAUUUUGAAGAUCAAAAGCUUACGAAGGAAUAUUCCAUCAAUGACGAUGGAACAGUUACAGUAAAGGCUACCUCCAUUAAGUGGAAGGCAGGAAUGGAUAUUGUCAAUGGAAAGACAUGCGACAAGAAGGGAGACAAGCGACUACUGGUUGAUGAAAGUUUUUUCACUUGGUUCAGCAAUACAGAGGACAAAAGUUUUGCUCAUGGUGAGAUGGAUCAGGUGGCAGAUGUCAUCAAGGAAGACUUGUGGCCUAAUCCUUUGAAGUAUUUCAACAAUGAGCUAGAAGGCGAGUUUGAACUAGAGGAUGAUGAGGAAGAGGGAUCUGAUGAGGAAGCCGAAGAUGAAGAUGAAGACAAGGAGGAUGAAGAGGAGCCCUGAGCCCUGUUCCACUUAGGUCAGGUUUGACAACUUGUCUGCAGAAUGUGUGAGACCGAGCCUCCAUAUGGCUGAUGAAACAAGGCGUCCCCCUUUUGCGGUGUUUCAGUACUUGACUUGGUUGGAGUUUUAGGACCUAUUUUCAGGAAACCCAAUGGGGUUUGGUAUUUGACAGAUUUCUUUAUGUGCAAUCCAUUAUGUACCGUGGAAGUUCUGCUUGGUCUGGUCGUUGUCUGC
This is a messenger RNA of Sorghum bicolor (sorghum), 1166 nucleotides long. Its product is annotated as NAP1-related protein 1. Gene Ontology annotation, biological process: nucleosome assembly. Bases 159 to 932 code for a protein of 257 amino acids. The transcript has 10 exons. Gene Ontology annotation, molecular function: chromatin binding; histone binding. Lineage: Eukaryota; Viridiplantae; Streptophyta; Magnoliopsida; Poales; Poaceae. Gene Ontology annotation, cellular component: chromatin; nucleus. The record is from RefSeq and is a predicted model, not a curated record.